This is a messenger RNA of Chelonus insularis, 1037 nucleotides long. RefSeq names its product salivary gland-expressed bHLH (gene sage). Gene Ontology annotation, biological process: regulation of transcription by RNA polymerase II; mesoderm formation. The transcript has 3 exons. The coding region runs from base 96 to 950 and encodes 284 amino acids. The record is from RefSeq and is a predicted model, not a curated record. Gene Ontology annotation, molecular function: DNA-binding transcription factor activity, RNA polymerase II-specific; RNA polymerase II cis-regulatory region sequence-specific DNA binding; protein dimerization activity. Gene Ontology annotation, cellular component: nucleus. Lineage: Eukaryota; Metazoa; Arthropoda; Insecta; Hymenoptera; Braconidae.
GUGGUUAUUAUUUUAUCAUAUUGUGGGCAAAAUAAUUAUAAUAAUUAAUAAUUUUUAAUCAAUUCUUAAUAUUAACAAUAGUCAAAUUAUUAAUAAUGGAAGAGAAAAAUAAAUGUAAAAGUGAAUUUACUGACAGUAAGUCAGGUAAUGAAAGCAACGAUGACGAAUUUUCUAGAAGAUCACCAGUACUUUUGGAUUUAGAUAAAAUGGUAAAACGAUCACAGUGUUUGGUAAUUGAACAAGUACCUGAAUCAGCGAGUAGUCUAGAUCAGCAACAUUUUAAUAUUAAAGAAGAAAAUUCGUUGAACCAAGUAAAAGAAGAAACACAAUUAAUGCGUCGACAAUCAUUACGAAGACGUUGGCAAGUUGAAGAUUCUCAUAAUAGAUCGAUUCCUUCGGAUGGUGUGCUUGUUAUCAGAGUUCCUGAACCGGAAACUGUUACUCCUCACUCUCAUUUGGAAAUUUUACAUCAAACUAAAAUUAAAUCUGUCCAAAGAGAACCAUCUCAAUCUGAGAAAGGUAAUUUAUCAUCAGAUUAUAAAAAAUCAGCUUGUGACCGAGAACGCACACGAAUGCGUGAUAUGAAUCGAGCUUUCGAAUUAUUAAGAUCAAAGUUGCCUGUUUGUAAACCACCUGGGAAAAAAUUGUCAAAGAUUGAGUCAUUGAGACAUGCAAUCACUUAUAUAAGACAUUUGCAAAGUCUUUUGGAACCUCAGUAUCCUCCUUAUGUACCAUGUACAUCUGAGGGAACAAAUUAUUAUGCGACUUCUUCAACAACAAGCUCUUACGAUAUUCAACAUCCACCGAGAUGGGAAUCUUUAGCGUAUUACAGAUAUGAUUAUCAUACCCCCUUUAUUCCACCACCACCACCACCAACUUUACCACCGUCAAGAAGACUUACAUCUCCUGAAUCUGAAGAGCAUCAGUACCGUUAUAACCCACAUGUGUAAAAUGUAAUUUUUAAAAGUAUUUUCAUUCAUUUAACGAUGUUUUAUUUUUACACGUCUGUGGAAUUAUUAAAAAAUUUACUAAAGCUA